This is a messenger RNA of Silurus meridionalis, 3031 nucleotides long. RefSeq lists its product as uncharacterized. NCBI's taxonomy places the organism in Eukaryota, Metazoa, Chordata, Actinopteri, Siluriformes, Siluridae. The transcript has 11 exons. The coding region runs from base 995 to 2335 and encodes 446 amino acids. The record is from RefSeq and is a predicted model, not a curated record.
CGCGCCGCGCAUGGCGAUGACGUCAGAGUCACGAGCCUUUAGUGAGAAAGUGAAAGUGAUCGCGAGCUUCGGUUCGGUACUGAGAUCACUGUGGGAUAAAGUGUCAGGAGGCUGAAAUGUACACGUAGGAUGCGGUUCUUAUGUCCUGAUUUCUGAUACCUGAUCUCUCCUGUGUGGUACUGAUGGUGUUGUCAUGUCUGCUGCACCAUGCAGUCCUGCAGCAUCCAUCACUGUAUACUGUUCUCCUUCACCCUCACGUUGAGCACAGUACCUGCACUGGCUACAGUCACUCCUGUAACAGUGAAGCUUCAUCAGUCUGCUAAACUCCUGUGCAAAGGAAAAUGUUCUGGUGUGGUCAAAUGGACAAUGUUCCAUAAUCCAGACAAUGUUCUGGCUCAGUGUGAUCAGACGUCAUGCAGCUCAGUGGAUGGAUAUAAAAUGUUUCAUGAUGAGUAUGUGAAGGGGGAUCUCUCUCUCACCAUCACUGCAGCUGAUUACACUCACAGGGGUUUAUAUACCUGUAACUGUAACAGCAUGGACAUUCGUGAUGUGCGUCUCAGCAUCGAGACUUUAAAAUCAUCAGUUGAGUUAAACCCUGGUGAGGAUCUGCUGAUGGAUUUACCUGUACCACAGCCACUGGAGGUGAUUUAUAAACCCAAAGAUUCAUCAGGGUUAUAUGGUGAACAGAUCUGUACAGUGGCUCAUCAAAUUCUACAGUGUAAAGCUGAAUACACACCCAGAGCAUCACUCAGUUACCCCAAUAUCACACUGAGAGACAUUGUCAUCACAGACAGUGGCAUUUACACCAUCCGGGACGCCAAGAAUGAUGAAGAUAUUCAUAUAUACACACUCACUGUGAGAGGGGCCAGAGUCUAUAUAAAGCAGAUAAAAAGCAGGUCAUUACAUUGCAGAAACAACAUCCGGAGACUAAAGUGACACUCUCACUUUCAUCAUACAAAGAGAACACAAGCAAAAGUGUGAAAUUCAUAACGCCAUGCCGUUCUGCAGCAUUCAUCACUGUGUCCUGCUCUUAAUCAACCUCAUCUUCACCACUGUGCCUACACAGGCUUUCACGUCUGUAAUGGUGAAGCUGAACCAGUCUGCUGUUCUUCCCUGUGAGCAGGAUUGUUCUGGUUUCGUCAGAUGGACUGUGGCUGAUGAACCACAUGAAAUUGUGGCUCAGUGUAAUUACACUUCAUGCUGGUCUAAGAAAGGAUUUAAAAUCUCUCAUGAUGAGUAUUUGAAAGGAAAUCUCUCUCUCAAUAUCACUGCAGUUGAUUAUAGUAACAGGGGUUUGUACACAUGUGAACGUGAUUGUAUAAAUAUAAUCAACACUGUACGCCUCAGCAUUGAACUGAGAACAUUAUAUAUCUAUCUGAAGCCUGGUGAAGAUUUAUUUCUGGAUGUGCACAUGCCAGGCCCAAAGGAGGUGACUUAUAAAAGUAAAGAUUCGACUGAUGAAUAUAGUGAACCGUUCUGCUCUGUGAUUCAACAAUCACUACAGUGUAAAGCUGAAUAUACACCAAGAGUAGCACUGAGUGAUGUAGAUCUAAUCCUGGAGAACGUAACACUGUCUGAUAGUGGAGUUUACUCUGUCUGGGACAAGAACAAUAAUGACAUCAAUCUCAAUUAUAUUGUCUCUGUCAAACGACCUCAGUUUCAAUAUUCUACAGUGAAGCACCAUGGUUCUGUUACUCUCCCUUGCACAAGGAAUUGUUCUGACUUGGUGAAAUGGACUCAUCAAGACAGUGUUGUGGCUUGGUGUAAUCAGACAUCCAGGCCAUGCCACUCAGACGAGGGAUAUAAAAUGUCUCAUGAUCAGUACAUAAAGGGAGAUUUCUCUCUUACCAUCACUGAGGCUGAAUACAGAAUGAGGGGCAUAUACGCUUGUAAAUGUAAUAACAAGGAUAUCAGUGUUUAUCAUGUGAUCAUUGAGGCUGCAAACUCAUCAGUUCAGCUAAAGCCUGGUGAAGAUCUGCUCAUGGAUUUGCCUACACCAGAUACAGUGGAGGUGACUUACAAUGAAACUGUGAUAUUUCCUAAUGAUCCAAACAUUAAAUCUGAACAAACACACAGGCUCUCAAAUGUUCUUAAACUGGGAGAAGUGAAGCUGAAUGAUAGUGGAGUUUACAUCGUCCAGGACAUGAAAACUAAAGAAGUUCUUUACAACUACACUGUGUUUGUGACAGGAAACCAAAGUCCAGGCCAUAAUUCGUCAUAUGAGGUGAUUUUUGAAACUAUAGCACUGGUGGAGUUUAUAAUAAUAAUAAUACUAGGGUUAUUUUGCUACAAAAAAAAAAAUAAUAAUGACAUGCUGCCCAGUAAGGUACAGUGAAAACCUCACAGACCCAUCAACAAGUGGUCAGCUGUUAAAUGGACAAAGAGAAUAAGGUUUUUAUAGAUCACGUGUUUUGGUACUUUUGUAUUUUCUAUUGUCUGUUUUCUCAUGCAAAUAUAGUCUAUGUGUUUACUUAAAAACAGCUUCUUGAAUAUGCAUCCACUUUUCUUGUAUUACAUGACAGUCAAAAAAUGCUUUUUUAAAAUGUUAACAUUUUUUAUUGUUUAAGCUGUAAAUCCUCCUCCCACACACUUUAAACACACACAGAAAACAUUUGUAAGAAUACAGCAAAAUGAAUUUAGUGUAAACUGGUAGAAAUACACUUCACUGUAUAACAUUUAUAGCACAUGUACUAUACAGCAUACAGUUGUGUAGUAGUGAAGCUUGUUGUUGUUUCUCUUCUUGUUUAUUGGUUUAAGUGUCCUAUGAUGUCAAAAAAGAGGCGGAGUUUAAGACACUUUCCAUUCUUUACUUUCUGUAGUUUUUACACUUUUCAUUUUAUUAUUAAUAACUAUUUUCAUUAACACAUUUUAGUAUUUUAACAUAAAACUCCCUAUGGUUUGGUAUCUCGUGCUCUCUGCAGGACAUCAGGGAAAUCAGCCAAACAUUAGUUUUGUGGCAAAUGCGAUAAACCGUGGCGCGAGAUUCCAACCGCGGUAAAGCGGGAGAUUACUGUAAUAUAUACACAUACAC